ACAUUUUCAGCAAAAAUCCCGACGAUUGUCCCCCCUUCCUUCGCCGUUCUUGUACUGCUCCAACAGGAUGACCCCCCGCCUCAGAAGCUCUGCAAAAGGGUCCUUGUCCUCUGCUUUUCUCCCCUGCAGAUAUCAGCUGCUCGAUUUUUGCAGGCAAAAAACAAAUUAGCCCCUUUCGAAUCAACGGUGGAGAGGGAGAGAAGGGGAAAGUCGGAGGGCCUUGGGUAGAUCUAGGGUUUUUCUUUCCUGUGUUUAGGGCUAGAAAACAGAGAGAAGGGGGGUUUCUUUGGAUUUAGGAUUUUGGAGUCUCUUUUUCGGGUUUCGGGAGGAGCAAAGGAGAGCGAGAACAGCGAAUCCCCCGCAAGAUUCCGGCUACGUUUCUUGCUUGCCUAGCUAGGUAACUUCCAGAUCCGAGCACGUAAGGCGCGUCUUCGGGUUUUGUCCCCCGAGACUACUGCAAAACGGUGUACACGGAAGCAUGACGACCUGCAAAGCGCCUUUUACUUGAGGAAAUACAGUGUUAGGUUAGUAUUGUUCGAGGAAAGUCGAGUCUGAAACUCCACUUGCGGACUGAAAUGCUUUCCACCUGCUUCUCACUUUGGAGAAGCGAGGCUGCCAUUGCAGCCACAUGGGGAAUGCGAAUGUACUGUGGGUUUGAAAAUCUCGAUUAUAUAUGAUAAUUAAAUCUCAGGUUAUUUC
Molecule: messenger RNA, 699 nt
Organism: Rubroshorea leprosula
Lineage: Eukaryota; Viridiplantae; Streptophyta; Magnoliopsida; Malvales; Dipterocarpaceae
Source: the annotation of a GenBank genome assembly